AUGACACUGGCUACUCCUUCAUCACAACCGGUACAAAGCAAUUCAGCAACUGCCAACUUCACAUCUCCAGCCUAUAAGAGAGCUCGCCGUCAGUUCCUUAAAUCCACAAGGAACCGCCCGAAAGACAUUGAAGAUCAAUGGACUCCCUUCCGCGCCGCAGAGAAAAAGUACAAAGCUAAAUUUCCGCCGCCCGAUCUCUCAGGAGUACUGGAUUUGGCACUCUUGGAUGAGAAAAUGGAGGAUGAGAUCAGAAAGGGUCACUGGAAAGGCGGGCUUGAAGGCACGAAUGUUGGAUACAGGGAGGUCAGUUUCGCUGGAGCGGGGAGCGGGAGGAAGGCGUAUAUUUUGUCAAGGAUUCCAGGUCUUGUCAUUCUUCCGUCUUUCAUCUCGCAUGACGAGCAGAGGACUCUCGUUCAGUGGUCUCUUCGCGAUCAUGCUCGACAACCAAAUGAGACCAACCUCGACACGCAUUAUAUCCUUCCUCGAAAAGGUCUCUGGAACGCUUAUAUUCGUGAUCUUCAUAAUGCUGGGCCCGAGCAAAUUAUUCAACCCCGGGCAUCCUCUGAUUCCUCGACUUCGUUGCAAGCCACACCAUCCGCUGCUCCGACAAUUUCUUCGCCACCGGGUCCUCGCACCUUGAUAUCCAACACUCCCGCCUCUCCCUCAACAUUUCAAUCUCUCACCUCCGCUGAAAAGUUUCCUUACGCUCCCUCCCCCACGGUCCCUCCUUUGUCAACAUCCUCGUUACUCCCGAAACUUCGAUGGGCAAAUAUCGGAUGGUUCUACCAUUGGGGAACGAAGCAAUACGACUUUAGCAAAGGAAAACAAGAGGUCGGAAAUACUGUGAGGGACCUCUGUAAGCAUGCCGUGGAAGGUGUUAAAUGGGAAGAGGUCUUUGCCGGAGACGUAUCCGGUGUGGCCAGUGGUGAGGGCUGGGGCGACGGUGAACAGGAUUGGCAUACGUGGACGGAUAGUUACGAGCCAGACGCAGGUAUCGUGAACUUUUACCAGACAAAGGACACUUUGAUGGGCCACGUCGAUCGGUCAGAAGUUUGCGCCACAUCGCCUCUAGUCUCGAUAUCACUAGGGAACGCUGCCGUGUUCCUUAUAGGAGGUCUUACCCGCGACGUAGAGCCCGUACCCGUCCUUCUCAGAUCAGGCGAUGUCCUCAUCAUGUCAGGCCCAGCAUGUCGGAGAGCAUAUCAUGGCGUCCCACGGAUACUGGAAAACUCCCUCCCAGAACAUCUUGCUUACGACCCUUCAUCUUCUUCACCAGCGCUGAACUGGAACGAAGACGGUGAUGGGGACUGGGCACCAUAUGCGGAGUAUAUGAAGACGACCCGAAUAAACGUGAACGUGAGGCAGGUGUUCCCGAAGGGGUUCGACCCCGCUUUAGAUCUUACUCGAGCUCAAUUAGACGAGAUAAAAGGCUAGGAUGUAGGUGUAUGGGUAAGAUCAGAUCUAUGUACAUUGUAUCUUUUGAUGUAUUUGGCUGCAAGUCAUCUGGUGAAAGCGAGGAUUUUGUAUUCUACGUGUAUUGAGCAGGGAUCCAUCAAACGAAACGAGACUAUGACAGUGAUACCUUACACAUCUAGUGAUACACAGGUUGAACAGAAGUGAGAGAAUGAUGAGACAGCAGAUGAUGGUAUAGCUGCAGGAUACAGACCACCGGGCAAUAACAUCACUGAAGCAAGAUAUAACAGCGACCUUAACAGCCGACUUCCAAUGAGACGAUAGCAUCAUAAGUGUGAAAAAAAGUCCGAUGCAGUCUAAUGAAUAUUGUCCGACGAUCCCCACACCACAGUCUAAGUCCGCUCUCCUGGCCAGAUCACCUUGGCCGUCCCGAAGAUACUUCUCAAGCUGAACGGAGAAAUCAAGAAAGGGCUGGAAGGCACGAUAUCCUGAUCACAAACGACAUUGAGUCCCUCCUUGACCGACGUCCGCUCACUCGCGGGUGUGAAUAAGCUCCCGAGUCCGUGUGAACAACCAGGGUCCUCCACACCAGGUGAACUGUCCCCGACAAUCGAGGAUCCAGGAAACAAGAUAGAGUGCGCGGGGGUAUGCGAUAACAAGUGAAGCGUCGAACUGUCGAGAGAGAGGAGCGAGGCGAAGAAAGACAGAAGCGGAAUAUAUAUUCGCGGGUGUGGCGUAGGACCGAGUGGCGUCGGGCCAUGAGUGGUCACCGUCGACGUUGUUCUCGAGCGAACAUAGGAUAUCCUUCGCGAGUCCAGCCUUCCCUCCACAGCUUGCUGUGACUGCAAUGAUUGCUGAAGUUGCAGUUGAGCUCUGCGCCUCGCUUCUGCAUCCCCUAAGGAAUCCACUCUCCUGCGCAACGCAGCAGCCAUAUCCCACCUGCUCGCCCUCACUAUCUGCUCCUCCAGCAUAGAAGCCUCUGCCUCAUCCAUAGGCGACCAAUCCCAAUCACUUCUGUCCAACAAUCCUUGCCCGUGAGAGUCAGGUACAGGCGACCCGCCAUCGCUAGGCCUCAGGCUCAAUGGCGUGCCUACAUCUUCCCACUCUCCCGCACUGGUCGUACCAGUAGCACCAGAACUCUCUGUCAGGCUUCGUUCUCUAGACACUGAGAGACUCAGAGGAGGUGAAUAUAUGGCGGCUGAUGCUGAUGCGCGUGAGGACGACGGUGCGGGACUGGGUGGUGCAGAUGGCGGAUUGGGGAAGAGAUACAUGGAUUGCUCGAAUGCAGCUGCUAAAGCAUCGUCUUCAAGUUCCACAGAAGCGUCAGAGGCUGACCGCGAAGGGUUGGACGUGAUAGACGAAAAAUUCGCAUUUGGCCGUCUCGUGUAGUAUUCCAUGAUUUCCCUGGUGAUGAGAAAUGAGAGAGCUG
This is a messenger RNA of Stereum hirsutum FP-91666 SS1, 2842 nucleotides long. RefSeq lists its product as uncharacterized. The transcript has 5 exons. Lineage: Eukaryota; Fungi; Basidiomycota; Agaricomycetes; Russulales; Stereaceae. The record is from RefSeq and is a predicted model, not a curated record. Gene Ontology annotation, cellular component: cytoplasm; nucleus. Bases 1 to 1434 code for a protein of 477 amino acids.